AUGAACCCUCGACGUCUUCUCGGUGCAUUAGGAGCCUUGUGGCUCGCCGGCAGUGCCUCUGCGGCGGCUCUGAGCCCUCGUGCAGACAUCGUCGAUACUGCCAGCCUUGACGUGCUCACCAAAGGAGCCGACGCGCAGGUGCAGUCUGUCAUCGACACAAAGGCUUCCGCCCUUCGUGACCAGCCCCGCGCCUUGACCCGUCAGGUCCGCAGACUCGUCACACCUUUUGUCUGGCCACAGUCAACCUAUUAUCAUGACGAGUCUUUGAUCCCACACAUAGACGAGAUGCUCGCCACGCUCGUCCGGCGCCAGCACGAUGACGGCACCUUUACUGUUGGAAACCGCCACUCACCCCCUGACACUGGCUUUCUGAUUGAAGACUUUGGAAUCAUGGAAAACAUCCUCUCGCGAGACCAACACCCUGCUUCGGCGCGCAUCGCAGAAACCAUCCGUCUCAUCCUUACAAAAGCCGGUCCCGGCAUGGUCAAGGGCGGUAUUCACACACCCAACCACCGCUGGAAGAUUUGCUCUGCUCUUGCGCGCAUCUACAAGGUGACGGGAGAGGAGAGCUAUAUCAACCGUAUCGACGAGUGGCUCGCAGAGGGCAUCGACCAGGACGCUGACGGCAUCUAUUCGGAGCGCAGCCCCAUCUACUAUGGUGCUGUUUCGAACCCGUCGCUCCUUGCCGUUGCUCACAUCCUGAACCGAACCGAGCUGCUCUCUUAUGUCCGCAAGAACCUUGAGCUUAACAUCCAGCACUCGGAGCCAAACAGCGAGCCCGAGGUUGUCCACUCGCGCCGCCAGGACCAGGGCCAAGCUAAACGCGAUCUGCAGGACUUUUACGUCCAGUACCGCGAGCUAGCUCUCCUUGACAACAACGGCCGCUUCGCUGCCAUGGCAAAUCUGAUCGAGAAGGUCGGUGGAUUGAACCUGGGCGAUUUUCUGGCCGACGCGGCCGAGCGGCCCGAGCUUAUGCGGCAGCUACCUGCAGAGGAGCAGCCCUUUGUCGACUUUGAGAAGCUCUACCGUGAUGUGAGCCUUGUCCGCGCCCGCCGUGGGAAGCUCACCACGACAGUAUUUGGCGGCACCGAUUGGUACAGCAAUGGUGAGGAGACCGAGUUCUUCAACCGCAUUGGAUCCGGUCUGUCUACCAAUCCCACCCUGUUCCGGGCAUGGAACGGCGGCCUGGUGCUCGAAGGUGUGCGGCUCGUCUCGGACUUUUUCUCCAUGGGCCAUUUCCGGUCCAACGGCAUCUCGUUUGCCAAUGGUGUGAGCAAGUUGGGCAACGAGGUCAAGAUCCCGUACUACCUCCCGAUUGCACCCGAGCUCCGUGAUCAGAACGGCACGUAUAAGAUGUCGAGGUCCGUCGAUGGACGCUUCUACUCGGCGCUCGACUUUGAGAACCGCCCCACCAGCACGCGGGACCUGAAAACGGACAUCACCGUAUCGCCCACUGAUACAGGUUACGACCUUGUAUUUGAGGUGACUGGUGAGCCAGACGUUGGCGUGACAAUCGAGGUGACAUUCCGCCCGGGUGGGAAGCUCGAGGGCCCCGAGGAGCUGGUGGAUGGCAACGGCGUCAAGACCUACCACCUUGUCGAAGGGCAGGGCAAGUACAGUCUCGGCAACGACACCAUCACCUUUGGCCCUGGCAACGGCGAUGGCGUUAUUGAUACCAGCCCUGGCGAACAAUACAGUUGGCCUGGUGGAAACCUCGCCCUGACGGGCCACCGAGUCUUCAUCACUGGCACGUCCCCUAUGGAAUACACGCUGAAGCUGGGAUUUGCAUAG
Molecule: messenger RNA, 1791 nt
Organism: Pyricularia pennisetigena
Lineage: Eukaryota; Fungi; Ascomycota; Sordariomycetes; Magnaporthales; Pyriculariaceae
Exons: 1
Coding region: 1-1791 (596 amino acids)
Source: RefSeq, a predicted model, not a curated record